AUGUCCACAACUGACUCUAUUGAUGAGAAGGGCAUAGAAGAGAAGGGGAAAACGGGAGAUGUGGACAUCCUCCAAAAGUUGGGGCUUACGGGAGAGAAGCCGUCACGCUCGGUGCCAGCAGGGGUCAUUCCAUUCAGAUCUGGGAUCAUCCUCAACCAGCGGGCGCACAUCGAAGCUCCGUUGCGCUCAGUUUUCCCAGCGGCCGUCUGGCCCAACGUGGCACUGGUCCUGAGUGUGCGCUCACACCGUGUCAGCAGUGCUUUCCUCUUCACCCUGCUCUCAGGCCGCAGGAAGCUCCUUCUCGGUCUGCAGCUUGUACCAGGAAAACUGGUCCUUCACACAGGACCAAACACCUCGGUGGCACUGCCCUAUGAGCCCCAUGAUGGCCAGUGGCACCAGCUGGCAGUGGGAAUUAAUGGACAGAGAGUGACUCUAUAUGCCUCCUGCGGAGAGCAGAGUGUUCAUGCAGACUUUGGGUGGGACAGUGAGGACAAACUGGCUCCAGAGCUCCAGGGCUCCUUCCUGCUGGGGCGGACGAGCCAACAGCAAGCUUCAGCACACUUUGAAGGAGCCAUCUGCCAGUUUGACCUAGUCCCUUCUGCACAGGCAGCUCACAACUACUGCAGGUACAUUAAGAAACAGUGCAGGGAAGCUGACACAUACAGGCCUAACCUUCCUCCCUUGCUGCCUAUCUUAACACGAGAAACAAACAUCACAGCUACCACUGCUACAACUAAACGUGGUGGCCCGGAAACAGCCAGGAAGACUACAGGGCUAAGCCUAGCCAAGAGUGUUGCCGCUGCUGCCUCGGCUGUCAGAUAUGUGGCCCCCACCCAAACAAUAAAACCAAACCCUGGGACCAUUCAUACACCUGUGCUGGGAACCGUGAUGCCAAUCACAGCCCAGGUUGGGCUGGCAUCUCCACCUCCCAAGGUCAGGACCGAAACUGUCACAGCACCACUCAGGACAAGAGUUCCCCCCACAAAACCACCAACCGCAAAGCCCUCCACCUCUAAAGCUUCAAAUCAGAAAUCCUCCAAACCUACUCCCCCUAAGCCCACUCCUCAUAGCAGCCCCAAAAAGACAAUUGCAGGAUCAGACAACAAGAAGAAACCAACUAUUUCUGCCACUUCCAGCACCAAACCCUCUAAGACAAAACCUGACUCUGCCUUAUCAGACCAAAGUGCAGUCCCAAAGAAACCACAACCCACCACAGCAAAGAAAACAUCUCCCAAGCCAAAAGUUACAACAUCCAAAGCCACUCUGUCCAAAUCCAAAGCAAAUUCUGUCAAGGUUGUCCCUUCUAAACCAACAAUAUCCAAAGUCUACCCCUCCAAAUCAACAAUCUCCAAAACUGCAACUGCUAAAACCUCCAAGCUAGACUCCAAACAGGUCACCAAGCCAACAAAGCAGGCCAGAACUAACCCCAAGGCGCCAGUUACUCCACGACCUACCAGACCGUCAUACAAUCCAGCAACACCACCUGCCACUGACGGCUUCCAGAGCUGGGAGGUGGCACCAACUCAGUUCUCCCUUCUGGCUGGACCUGUAGGACAAAAAGGAGAAACAGGCCCCCAGGGACUGCUCGGACCUCCAGGGAAGCCAGGCCUGCCAGGCAAGAGGGGUCCUCGGGGCGCCCCUGGUCCCCAUGGAAACCCUGGCCGACCUGGUCCAACAGGGCUCAAGGGGAGAAAAGGAGACCCUGGCAUCUCACCUGGGCCAGCACCUAAAGGAGAGAAGGGAGACCUAGGACUUAUUGGCCCGGUUGGACUGACUGGCCAAGAAGGUCGAAAGGGACAGAAAGGGUACCCUGGUCCACCUGGACUCCCUGGAGAGACUGGAGAGCAAGGUCCAGUCGGAAGCCCAGGUGCCAAAGGUUAUCCUGGCAGGCAGGUGCAGUAAAUCCUCUGCUGGGUUUACACAGGGCCUAUAGGACCAUUGGGGCCAAAAGGCGUUCGGGGUUUCAUUGGAAUCCCGGGCUUUUUGGCCUGCCUGGGCCCUGAUGGCGAAAGAGGCAUUCCCGGUGAACCAGGGAAGAGGGGCAAGAUGGGUAGGCCGGGGUUUCCAGGGGACUUUGGGGAGAGAGGACCACCUGGACCAGAUGGAGAGCCAGGUGAGAUGGGAGCCCCCGGUCCAAACGGAGUUCUUGGACUUAUUGGUGAUAUGGGACCUGUGGGAGAGAUGGGCCUUCCAGGACCUAAUGGACUGAAGGGGGUGCCCGGAAAUCCAGGAGAACCAGGACUGAAAGGUGAUAAGGGUGAAAUUGGGAUUCCUGGAGAGCAAGGAGAGGUCGGGUACAAAGGAGACAAGGGCAUCCAGGGGGUUCCAGGGUUACCAGGCAUCCGUGGGAAACCAGGACCACAGGGCAAGCAAGGAGAGAGAGGCCCUGAUGGUACACCUGGACCUCCAGGCCUCGAGGGUUUCCCCGGUGACAUGGGACCACCAGGAGAGAACGGCCUUGAAGGACCAAAGGGAAAGCCAGGGGCCAGGGGUUUACCGGGCCCACGUGGGGUGCCUGGCUUGGAGGGAGAUGAGGGCCCAAUCGGACCACCAGGCCCAACAGGACUCGAGGGUAGAAUGGGCAGAAAAGGAUUUCCUGGGAAGAUUGGGUCAGAGGGAGUUAAGGGAGAGCUUGGCAUCUCAGGAAAAGUUGGAUCCAUGGGAGAAAGAGGCUUGGUGGGUUUCAUUGGACCUGUGGGAGAGGCAGGACUGGCAGGAGAGAAGGGGGAUCGCGGAGAGAUGGGUCUUCCUGGACCACCUGGAGAAAAGGGAAUAACGGGUCACCCAGGGACACCAGGUGAAACUGGGCCUUCAGGACCACCGGGAAGGCCAGGCCCCCCUGGAGCGUCUGGGCCAGCCGGUACCAGAGGACCCAAAGGCUUGCGGGGAGCGAUAGGGCCUGAUGGUCCAACAGGAGAGAUGGGGAUAGAGGGCAAGGCGGGUUUUGAUGGUCCUCCAGGAAAAAUAGGUUUCCCUGGACCACAGGGGAAGAUUGGAGAGCCAGGGGAAACUGGGCCUAAAGGUUUUCCUGGUAUCCAAGGGCCCUCAGGACCUCCAGGGGACAAGGGAAUAGCGGGCGAGCCGGGACCACCUGGGCCACCAGGGACUGUGGGACUGUUGGGAGAGAUUGGUCAAAAGGGUCCUCCAGGUAAGGUGGGUGAACCAGGACUGCCGGGCGAGCCAGGGGAGAAGGGAGCCAUUGGACCUGUUGGGAACAUCGGAGAGCAGGGACUGAUAGGGCAGCGGGGAGAGCCAGGCCUAGAGGGUGAGGCAGGUCCGGCUGGUCCUGAUGGAACCAAGGGUGAAAAAGGUGACAUGGGUCAGGAGGGGGACAAUGGAGAAAAAGGUGAAAUUGGGCUAAAGGGAAAAGAGGGCCCACUUGGAAACCCUGGACUCACUGGCGUCAGAGGUCCAGAAGGGAAACCUGGCAAAAUUGGGGAAAGAGGCAAACCAGGAUCGAAGGGUGCUAAAGGUCACCAAGGUCACCUUGGGGAGACCGGACCAGUGGGGAAGACAGGACCACCAGGUUUCGUUGGUCAGAAGGGGUCCAGAGGAACCAUUGGACACGUGGGAGCUCCUGGUCGAAUGGGUCAACAGGGGGAACCUGGCAUUGCAGGUUAUGAGGGCCAUCAGGGACCACAGGGCCCCAUGGGGUCUCCAGGACCAAAAGGUGAAAAGGGCGAGCAGGGGGAUGAUGGGAAGGUAGAGGGUCCUCCUGGUCCUCCAGGUGACAUAGGUCCUCCAGGUGACAGAGGAGAGAGAGGGGAGUCAGGAGACCCAGGGUACAAAGGUCAAGUUGGUUUUGAUGGAGAGAGAGGCAGACCUGGUGCUCCUGGGCAACCUGGACACCCUGGACCUCACGGGCAACAAGGACCCAAAGGGGCCAAAGGAGAUCAAGGUCAAAAAGGCAAAAAGGGUCCAACGGGACAAAAAGGAACCAAAGGACCAGAGGGGGUGGGUGGUCCUACUGGUUCCAAAGGUGUGGUGGGUCGAGAGGGGCAUGAGGGUGUGCCCGGGAUCGAUGGAGGCCCAGGGAAAGAUGGCCGUAAAGGCAUGCCGGGAGAGCAUGGAGAUGAUGGGGAGUUUGGUCUUUCUGGCAAAUCUGGCUCACGUGGUAAAACUGGUGUUCCAGGACUCCCAGGAGAUCAAGGGGUCAUUGGACCAAAGGGUGAGCAGGGUCUUCGAGGCCAGACUGGACCUCCAGGGAAAAGAGGCUUUAGAGGUGGAAUGGGACUGCCAGGGAAACAAGGGGACCAAGGACAUAAAGGACAACCUGGUGAUACAGGGGAGCAAGGUUUUCCAGGAAUUCUGGGAGUUUUUGGACCAAAGGGGCCUCCAGGAGAUUUUGGGCCAAAAGGCAUACAGGGACCAAAGGGGCCACAGGGCGCAAUGGGCAGAGGAGGGGUCAUUGGCCCUGAGGGAUUUAUUGGUCCCAAUGGAAACAAAGGUCCUCGAGGAGAAAAGGGCAAUCGCGGAGAGACUGGAUUCCAAGGACCAAGGGGAUCUCCUGGACCCCGUGGACCCCCUGGACUUCCAGGUCGUCCGGGUGUCCCUCUGUCAUUUAAAGAAGAUGGUGUUUUGUUUAUGGAUUCACACACUCCACUCAGGACUGAGAAUAUGCCAGUGAUGGACCUGCCGAUGCUGGACCAGGGCGCAGAGAUCUUUAAGACCCUCCACUACCUCAGUAACCUGAUCCAGAGCCUGAAGAACCCACUGGGCACUCGGGAGAACCCGGCCCGAAUCUGCAGGGACCUGCACAGCUGUGAACAGAAGUUAAACGAUGGCACUUAUUGGAUUGAUCCCAACCUGGGCUGCUCGUCAGAUAUGAUAGAAGUCUCCUGCAACUUUACCGGAGAAGGACAGACUUGCCUGAAACCAAUAACUGUAUCCAAGACAGCAAUCAGUGUUGGUCGUGUCCAGAUGAACUUCCUGCACCUGCUGAGCUCAGAGGCAGUCCAGCACAUCAUCAUCCACUGCCUGAAUGUCUCGGUUUGGAGGACAGCUGAGAAUCAGCCAGCUGCCCAGGGGUCUGUGAGAUUCAAGGCCUGGAAUGGGGAGGUGUUUGAGGGAGGAGAGCUCGAGCCAGAAGUCUUGGAGGACUCCUGCUGGAUAAAAGAUGGUCGCUGGCACCAGACCCAUUUUGUGUUCCACUCCCUGGACCCCACCUUGCUCCCUGUGGUUGACAUCUACAACCUUCCAAAGACUACUCCUAGCUCACAUUACCUCCUAGAAGUAGGCCCUGUAUGCUUCCUGUGAAGGCUGCAGUGCAGGUCUUUUGAGUAUAGAUGGAAGGAUCAUCACCCCUAGAUGACACCUUCAUGCGGGCGUGGAGAUCAGAGCAGUCUCCUCCAAUCUGCGGCCAAACACUGUCCAAGCGAGAACAAGCUUCCCCCAAACAGCCCUGCUUCACUCUGCCAAACUCCCAUUUGACUGCAGACACAGAGGGAGGAAACACGGGGAGCUUGGGGGGCAAAGCAGGGGACGAGGAAGAGCUAAGAUGGAGCAGGGGAGUUCUUGCACUAUAAUGGCAAUAGCUUCUUCAAACUCGUCAAGAAGGAUCUCCACAUGUACGCCCACUUGGAGGAAAAAAAAGGCUUUAUGCCACACAAUCUCUCUAGAACAUUGCUAAGUGAAGGGAGACCAAGGCCAAGUUAAUCAGCGGACAUUACAGUAACUUAUUUUUGUAUGCAGUCUGUAUACUGUGUGUACUUUUUUUUUUUUUGUUGGAAAUGCCAGGAAUUCAAUUCUGUCAGAAGAGAAGAAUUAAAAUAAUUGGGAUCAGUUAAAUGUACAUAUAUAUGUAUGCUUAUUAUUAACUUUUAUACAUGUAUAUCUUAUGUAAAGAAAUAAUCUUCAAGUGCAAUAGAAAAUGAGAAGAUAAUUUGAUAUUUUAAACUUAUAUGGAAGGAUUUUUCAGGGGUGCCAUUUUAUUUGCCUUUGGUGCUCAUCUCCUUGUGAAUUUUUUUUUCCGGAGGCAGGCUCAUUUACUUAAACUGAGCAGAAUUCACAUCUUUAUCUUACUGGGGCUCCAAAAUUGAAGAUCAUGGCUUUCAGUUUCCUUCCUAAUUAGGGAAAAGCGGCACCCAGUCAGCUCACAAAGUAAUGCACACAAUCCGUUCACAUGGACACACACGGAGUCAAGCGCAUUAAAUACUCAUCGGGGUACUUACUUACGCGUACAUUAUUGAACGGAUUGAUCAGUUGCCACUGAUAAUUAGGGAGAAUAUCUGUGGUUGUGGAGAUUGGGGGUCAGAGCACCAAAAAAAAAAAAAAAAAAGCCUUGGUGUAUGGAGCUCUAGUUCUCAAUAGUAUUUUGUUUAUUUCUCUGCAACUGUGGAGUUUGAAAUCAAACUUAUCAUUUCUUUGCUUAUGAUACAAAAAUAGGAGGGUAAAUAUUAUUUACUCAUUACCACAUGGGACCAGGAGUCUCUUCUCCCCCACUUACAGUAGGCAGACUACAGGUGCGGCAAUCCUUAGAGGAGAACUGAGCCACAGGAGAGAGAGGGGAGAGUGGAUCCAGGAAUAAAUAAAAAAAAACUCCAUCUUCUAUUCAAUCCUCUCUUUAAUGCAUGGUGCUACAAAAAGUAAAUAUAUAAGGUGCUAACCAUAGUGCUGUAAUUACACCACUCUGCAAAAAUAUCCUGAUGUUUAUAGUGCAUGCUUGCUUAGAUUAAUAAAAAAAAAAAGUCCAAAUAAUAUAUUGCCAUAGCUUCCAUAAUGCACUAUAAUGGUAUAAUCCCAUCCAAGACUAUUUCACAUAGUUCCCUAAUAGUCAUCCAUCUGUUGUUUAUUCAAAACUGUUUUUAUUCAAUGCUGCAACUUACAGAGAUGCUUAUUCUGAGGGAAACUAUUUUAGAGAUAACAAUAGAAACUAAAAACAUUUCUCCCUUUUUGUAUCCAUUAUAAAUCACCGGGUCUGAAAUAUUUGUUAAGGAUAAAGUUUUCUUUUUCUUUGUACAAAGCCCCACACAGCUGUAUGUAAUAUUUCUUAGAAACACAACUAGUGGAGAUAGUUUUAAUUAAAUAAAGGUUUCCUUGUUGUAGCUGGACACAAGUGUGUAUAAUUGUGCAAACCGUGCUGUAUACAGUGGAUCCCCUCCUGCUAAUUUAAUGUUAUUUAAUGUUUUAAUUUUAAACGUGGUUGCCGACUGAGCAAAUUUUCUGUUGGUUGAAGCAAUACUACUCUUUCUGACAUCUUUAUAUAUCAGUUUGCCCAACUGGUCUUGGAGUUUAUAGAUUUUUUUAUGUGUAAAUUUGGGGCUCCAGAGAACAAAUUUAUUGCAAUGUUAAUUAUCUUUUAUUUUUAUAAUUUUUUGUUAUUUUUGCUUUAUGUUGUUUUUUAUUUCUCCUCUAUGAUAAUCAACCAUGUACUGUACCAGGACUCUGUGCUAUUCUAUAACUUGUGUUUUAAAAAAGAUAUGCAAAUAUGUGAAAAUCGUUUCUUCUUUUUGUAAAUCUGUUGUAGACAUUAAAACGAGCUAAGAAUACCUCACAUUUUACACUUGGAGCAAAGAUUUUCUGUUACCUUUAUAAUUAAAACCUGUUCGGGAAUAUCAGCCAAAUACAGCAAGUCAUCAAACUCCGAACAAGACCAUAUCUGGUGCCAACAUCCUCUCUCUGUCUACUUUUUAUUCAUUGUUCAAUGUCCAUUUGUUCAAUAAAUACUUUCAAUUUG
Messenger RNA from Scomber scombrus (Atlantic mackerel), 7675 nucleotides. RefSeq names its product collagen, type XXVII, alpha 1a (gene col27a1a). Gene Ontology annotation, molecular function: extracellular matrix structural constituent. The record is from RefSeq and is a predicted model, not a curated record. Lineage: Eukaryota; Metazoa; Chordata; Actinopteri; Scombriformes; Scombridae. The transcript has 60 exons.